AUGGCACAACCAAACGGUCGCCCGCUCUCGGCCGACCCUAAUAUAAACAGCUCUACCGCUCCUCCGUCAUCGACCUCAGACUCCUUUGCGACCACAGACCCCAAUCACCUCUCUAUUUCCCUCGACCAGGCUGAUUCUCAGUUCGGCGACGCUACCUUUGACUCUACCUCGUUUGGCGCAACCGACUUCGGUUCAUUUGACCCUUCAAACUCCUUCUCCCAACAAGCAGGCGGCGUUGUAGAACCAUCACUUGCUUUCAACGCGCAACAGUCGCAACAGCAGUUCCUCUCGGGCGACGCUGACUUUUCCCUCUUCCCUGCUGGUGCAAAUCAAACAGACUUUAACACCCCUCUGUUUGAGAACAACGCGCUUAGCCCUGGUGACAUGAAUGCAAUGGCAUCUCCAUCGUCACAUCAUACAGCUAGCCCCCCGGGUCUUUUGCAGCCUGACGGCAGCAUCGGCUCUGCGCAACAUUCUCCGUCAUUCAACCAGCAGCAGUUUCCACACAACGUCGGCCAACAUUCCCGAAACGUUUCGCUCGGUCCGGAAGCCGCUCUUCUUCCUGGUCAGCACGACUGGUCGUUGCCGCAGUUCCAGAUUCACCGUCGUAGCCCGUCGGAGUUCUCAGAUGUAUCGUCAGCAGCACCUUCGCCAAACCUCAUAAGCUCAGACAACUUCGACGCCGAUAUUUCGGGCCACUCGCCGCUACAGCGACCUUCUGACGGAAGUUUAUACCAAGAAGUCAUUGGCAUCAGCAACUUUACCAUUGCAGAUGCGCAAGCUAACAUAGCCCACGGCCGCUCCCCAUCCCACAGCCCUGCGAUCAGCCCACGUAUACCACCUGCGAAUAUGCCCGAAGUCAACCAGCAGUUUGGCCUCGCGUCGGGUUAUAUGACGACUCCAGCAUACCCUACCGUACAGGGGCCUCUGGAUGACUACUCUAUGCAAGCCCAGAUGGCACCUUCUAUCAACAUUGACUAUGCUCCUACAAACGCGAGGCAAGGUCCUUUCGAGUCAAACAAGUCACCCAUGAACCAGGACUCACUUGCACCCCCCGAUAGAGGCCGUGUCAAAUCUCGCCCUCGCUCCGUUACCGAUCCUUUUCAGCAGGGUGCUUCUGUUGCCCGUUCUCACAGCUCCGGUAGCGGGGCCCAGACGUUGGGCGCUGACUUGGGCGCGCGGCAAGAUACCUCUCGCUCGCUGUCGCCCCUCGACCGUCGAUCAGCGUCUGCAUCGUCACGGAACAGACGACAGUCGACAUCAGCCGUUCCCAACAACGUUAUUGCUCUGCGCCUCGCCGACCCCGAAUACCAAGGUCAGGAAGCUGGCUCCGCGAAGCGCGUACAGAAACACCCAGCUACCUUCCAGUGCACGCUGUGCCCCAAGCGCUUUACCCGUGCGUACAAUCUGCGCUCCCAUCUCCGCACACACACGGAUGAGAGACCAUUUGUUUGUACCGUUUGUGGCAAAGCUUUUGCACGCCAACAUGACCGCAAGCGCCAUGAAAGUCUGCACUCCGGAGAGAAGAAAUUUGUAUGUAAAGGUGAUCUCAAGGCUGGUGGCCAAUGGGGUUGUGGGCGCCGCUUUGCGCGAGCUGAUGCUCUCGGCCGUCAUUUCCGCUCCGAAGCCGGCCGUAUAUGCAUCAAGCCACUGCUCGACGAAGAAAUGAUUGAGAGGCAACGCACGUGGCAGGAACAGAAUGUUCAGCAGAACCUGGCAACACAACAGCAGCCGCAGAUGGAUGCAGGAUACCCCAUGGACGCCAGCGGCAAUAUGGUUUUCCCAGCAGCGCUGCUGGCUCAGUACCCUGCCUUGGCGCAGAUGAACUGGGGCGCAGAUAUGGGCGGCAACAACAGUGGUUUAGAGGACGAGUUGAGUGGCCGCUCGUCGUUUGAUGCGAGCGAUUACGACGAAUUAGAAGAUGGCUAUGUAAGUGCCAGCGGUUCGGGAAUCGGGCAAUUUGGUGAGGUGGGGUUUUAG
This is a messenger RNA of [Torrubiella] hemipterigena, 1980 nucleotides long. Lineage: Eukaryota; Fungi; Ascomycota; Sordariomycetes; Hypocreales; Clavicipitaceae. The record is from the annotation of a GenBank genome assembly.